AUGCAUGGGGAAGAACUGGAUGUCGAUUUAGGAACAAGUCAUGUUGAUACAAGUUUUAGUAGUAGUAAUCAAGCAGAAGAUGCUAACGUAGAAGACGAUAAUGUGGAAGAUAGAUAUGUCCAAAUGGUGAAUGAUGCAUUUCCUGAUACCUCCAAUAUUGAUAAUUAUUAUCAAGAGGAUCAGGGUAAUCAAAAUGCAGAAGAACCAAAUAGUGAGGCCAAAAAAUUCUACGACAUGUUAGAUGCUGCAAAAACUCCAUUGUAUGAUGGUUGUCAUGAAGGCCACUCGCAAUUAUUUCUAGCAUCUCGGUACAUGAACCUUCAUGCCGAUAAUAAUAUGACUGAAAGGGGUGUGGAUCAAUGGGCAGAACUCAUAACAGAGUUAUUGCCUGACGAAAACCACGCAACUGAGUCAUAUUAUGAGACGGAAAAAUUGAUGCGGAAUCUAGCCCUCCCAUAUCAUACAAUUGACGUGUGUAUUGAGAAUUGUAUGAUCUUCUGGAGAGAAGAUGAAAAGUGGGAUGCAUGUAAAUUUUGCGGAGCACCAAGAUAUAAGCCCAGCGAUGGACGAACCAAAAUACCAUACAACCGUAUGUGGUAUUUACCUAUUGGCGACAGACUGAAGCGUUUGUACCAGAGCGAGAAGACUGCAUCAGCAAUGAGAUGGCAUGCUGAGCAUGAAUCAGCGGAAGGAGAAAUGUGUCAUCCUUCAUAUGCGGCUGAGUGGAAAAAAUUUCAACAACUACAUCCUCGCUUCGCCGAGGAACCCCGAAAUGUUUACCUUGGAUUAUGUACAGAUGGAUUUAAUCCAUUUGGUAUGUCCCGUAAUCAUUCGUUAUGGCCUGUGAUCUUGACUCCUUAUAACUUACCCCCUGGAGUCGAGGCUUAUGAUAUAUCCCUGAAUCAAAAUUUUAAUCUAAAAGCAGUGCUUCUAUGGACAAUCAGCGAUUUCCCAGCUUAUGGCAUGUUGUCAGGAUGGACGACACAUGGUAGAUUAGCUUGCCCAAUUUGCAUGGAGGAUACAAAGGCUUUUCAACUGCCAAAUGGAAGGAAGACGUGUUGGUUUGAUUGUCACAGGAGACAAGUUAAUCCGCUGAAAACAUCAGAUUGCGGUGGAAAUGGUCAUGAAGUAAAACAACGAGGAUACGGAGAUUGGCAUAAUUGGCACAAAGAAAGUAUAUUUUGGGAAUUGCCGUAUUGGACAGACCUCAAUCUACGGCAUAAUCUUGAUGUGAUGCAUAUAGAGAAGAAUUUUUUUGAUAACAUCAUGAAUACCGUUAUGAAUGUUAAAGACAGAUCGAAGGACACGGUUAAGUCAAGGUUGGAUGUCGCACGUUUUUGCGACAGGAAAGAGCUACAUGUGGACAAUCAAGGCAAAGCUCCAUUUCCUAUUUUUAGAUUGACUCCACCAGCGAAAGAAGCGCUUCUGAAUGUGUAA
This is a messenger RNA of Microthlaspi erraticum, 1437 nucleotides long. NCBI's taxonomy places the organism in Eukaryota, Viridiplantae, Streptophyta, Magnoliopsida, Brassicales, Brassicaceae. The record is from the annotation of a GenBank genome assembly.